Messenger RNA from Podarcis lilfordi (Lilford's wall lizard), 405 nucleotides. The record is from the annotation of a GenBank genome assembly. Lineage: Eukaryota; Metazoa; Chordata; Lepidosauria; Squamata; Lacertidae.
AUGAAGCCGUCCCCAGAGAUUUUGCAGCCCACAGACCCCCUCCCGCCCAAACCAGUGGUGCAGCUCACAGCAUCGCUCCAACUACCCAAUGGACUCACUAUGGAAGUGCCGAUUACCAUUGACUCUGGUAGUAACGCAGACUUCAUAGGACUGGAUUUCCUUCAAGAGCACAACAUAGCACUCCUGCCAGCCACGCUGCCUCUGAAAGUUGUCACGGUGGAUGGCAGGGAAUUGCUGGGGGCAGGUGGCCAUCUCGGUGAAAUUGGAAUCGAGAAGUCAUCCCAUGCCAUGUCGGACGCCUAUAGUAUAGGCAAGUUGGCUGCACGGCACAGCCACUGGACUGACCUUCCUACUGCGGAACAGAUUUGCCUAGGAAGAGAGACGACCCCGCGUUUUGGUUUUUAA